GAAUGGGGUUAGAAGCAAUCUACAGCAUCCAAAGCCCACAGUGUCCUUGUCCAGGACAAGAGCUAAACCGUUUGAAACCAAACAUUGGAGUCUGCCCAAAACAACAGACAAGACAAAGACUAUGAACUUUGACUCCAUGACCAUUCUCACAUCAGGGCAGAGCUAUACCAAUACCCCUGCACCCUAUGGCAGUGAUAUUAACAAUGCCGUAUCCAAAAGGUAUGAUCAGCUCAUGGGGCAUGAAACCACCACCCCUAAUGUGAUUGGCUUCGAGCUGUCCACAAAGGACAUACCAUCAAAACCUAGGAUUAUCGGAGGCAAUGCAGCAAGCUUCACAGUCCUGUCCAACUCAGAUGCCUUCCUUCCCUGUGAUGCUAUAGGCAAUCCUGAGCCGAACAUCAGCUGGAAACGCUUGUCUGGCACAGGGAGCACAUUGACCAUCAGAGGAAAGAUGGGUAAAUUCGAAGUGUUCGAGAAUGGCACACUUUCAAUCCAGAAUGCCAACAUCAAGGACCGUGGGCAGUAUGUGUGUCUUGCAGAGAACGACAGUGGCUCAGACAAGCUCCUGGUGACACUGUCUGUGGUGUCCUAUCCAUCCCACAUCCUGGAGCCCAAGGUGAGGGAGAUUAAGUCUCACUCUGGGAACACAGUGGAGAUCAAGUGUAGGGCUGAUGGCCGACCACCGCCCCUCAUCUCCUGGAUUCUGGCCAACCGCACACAAGUGAGAGGCUAUAACUCAGACCGUGGGAGGGUAACUGUGACCUCUGAUGGGACCCUAGUAAUCCAGCAAGUGACUGUGUAUGACAGGGGCCACUACAAAUGCAUUGCCAGCAACCCAGCAGGAGCAGACACUGCCACAGUCCGGCUGCAGGUUGUUGCAGCGCCUCCUGAUAUUGUAGAAGAGAAACGGCAGCAGGUCAAAGCUGAGACUGGGCAGAACCUAAAGCUCCCAUGUACAGCACAGGGCAGCCCACAGCCCACCGUGCACUGGGUGCUCUUCGAUGGGACUGUAGUCCGACCCUUAGGUGACCAAAGUGCCAGGGAAUAUGUUUUUACCAAUGGCACGCUGCUACUGAGAGGACUGGUGAUCUCAGACAGUGGGAAAUACGAAUGCAUUGCCACCAGCUCCACAGGGUCAGAGCGAAGGGUGGUCAGCUUGACCGUGGAGCAGAUGGAAGCAUUGCCUCACAUUGUUGAGGCAUCCCAGCGCAGUACUGAGCUGAGCUAUGGGGACCGGCUCUGGCUGAACUGCACUGCCGUGGGACAACCCACGCCUAGGAUCCUCUGGAGACUCCCCUCCAAAGCGCUUGUGGACCAGAGACACAGGAUGGGCAGUCGGAUUCAAGUCCUGGACAACGGCACCUUGGUCAUUGACUCUGUGAGCGAUAAAGAUGCUGGGGACUACCUCUGUGUUGCCCGCAACAAAGUAGGGGACGACCUGCAGCUCAUGACAGUCACUGUGUCCAUGAAGCCAGCCAAGAUUAUGACCAAGCCCUUUGGAAAGAAACGGGUGCCCUAUGGCAAUGACCUGAAGGUAGACUGUAAAGCCUCUGGAGCUCCUGAGCCGGAGAUUUCCUGGGGCCUUCCGGAUGGUACAAUGUUGAACAGCGCCAUGCAGUCAGAUGACAGCAGGGGGCGCACCCGGCGCUAUGUUCUCUUCAACAAUGGCACGCUCUAUUUAAACAAGGUGGGGAUAUCAGAGGAGGGUGACUACACCUGCUACGCUGAAAACACACUGGGCAAGGACGAGAUGCACGUGCAUAUCACCGUGGUGAUGGCAGCCCCACGCAUAAGGCCACCCAGCCGCACCUAUGCAAAGGUGAAGCCUGGCGGGAACAUGCGCUUUGACUGUGAAGCCGUAGGGGAGCCCAAACCCAAAAUCAUCUGGAUGCUGCCCUCCAAUGACAUGAUCGCUGCCUCCAACGAUCGCUACCUAAUGCAUGUCAAUGGAUCCCUGGACAUCCGGGACGUCAAGCUGGUUGAUGCCGGGGAGUAUGUGUGCAUGGCUCGCAAUGCUGCCGGUGAAGAGACCAAGGUGUACAAGUUGGACAUUGACGGCAACCCACCUGUCAUCAACGGCUACCACCAGAAUAGAACAGUCAUCAAAGAAACAGCUGCUAAGUACUCCAGGAAGCUAAUUGACUGCAAAGCAGAAGGCAACCCAGCUCCUCAGAUCACCUGGAUCAUGCCUGACAACAUUUUCAUCACAGCCCCAUACUAUGGGAGCAGGAUCAACGUUCAUCCGAAUGGGACACUAGAGAUCCGGAAUGUGAGGCCAACAGACAUGGCUGAGUUCAUCUGCAUGGCGCGAAAUGACGGGGGAGAAGCAGUCAUGGUGGUCCAGCUGGAAGUCACCAGCAUGUUGAGGAGGCCCAUCUUCAAGAACCCCUUCAACGAGAAGGUGGUGACACGCAUAGGGAAGACCACCAUUCUGAACUGCUCUGCAGAUGGGCACCCAAUGCCAGAGAUCAUUUGGAUGCUGCCCAAUGGCACGCGCUUUGCCAAUGACCCCCGCUUACCACGCUACCAGCAGGGUAGUGAAGGCAGCCUAGUCAUCUACAACCCCAGCAAAGAGGACGCAGGUAAAUAUCGCUGUGCUGCUAAGAACCAAGUGGGCUACAUCGAGAAGCUAGUGGUCCUGGAGGUGGGACAGAAGCCGUACAUCCUGACUCGUCCUCGAGGAAUCAUCCGCGGUGUGUCUGGGGAACCCCUGUUCCUUCACUGCCUCACUGACGGCAGCCCCCGUCCCAGAAUCUCCUGGAGUGUCCCAGGAGGUCAUGUUCUCUCUCGACCCCAGGUGAGCGGUCGUUACCAGCUCGUGGAGAAUGGAACCCUCAUAAUACAGGAGACAUCACUCCACGACCGUGGGAACUAUGUGUGCAGGGUAAAGAAUGACGUGGGCGAGGCAGUGCUCACUGUCCCUGUCAUCAUCAUCGCCUACCCGCCCCGCAUCACGAAUGGACCCCCCCAGAAUGUGCGGGCACUGGUGGGAGUGCCUGUGCAGCUCAACUGCAUGGCCAUUGGGAUACCCAAGCCAGAGAUCACCUGGGAACUGCCAGACCGCUCCAUACUGUCCACCGCCGGAAGGGGCCGGCCCACGGGCAGUGAGCUGCUCCACCCCCAGGGGACACUUGUCAUUCAGAGACCCACCAGCUCAGAUUCUGGAACCUACAAGUGUGUGGCUAGGAAUGACCUGGGCACAGACUCCAGGGUCACCUACGUCCAUGUGCUGUGA
Messenger RNA from Megalops cyprinoides (Indo-Pacific tarpon), 3235 nucleotides. RefSeq names its product immunoglobulin superfamily, member 10 (gene igsf10). Gene Ontology annotation, cellular component: neuron projection. The transcript has 3 exons. The record is from RefSeq and is a predicted model, not a curated record. Bases 122 to 3235 code for a protein of 1037 amino acids. NCBI's taxonomy places the organism in Eukaryota, Metazoa, Chordata, Actinopteri, Elopiformes, Megalopidae.